Molecule: messenger RNA, 1672 nt
Organism: Anthonomus grandis grandis
Lineage: Eukaryota; Metazoa; Arthropoda; Insecta; Coleoptera; Curculionidae
Product: zinc finger protein 436-like
Exons: 4
Coding region: 82-1563 (493 amino acids)
Biological process (GO): regulation of transcription by RNA polymerase II
Cellular component (GO): nucleus
Molecular function (GO): RNA polymerase II cis-regulatory region sequence-specific DNA binding; zinc ion binding; DNA-binding transcription factor activity
Source: RefSeq, a predicted model, not a curated record
GUCAAGUCAAUAUCAGCUGAUAAUUUUCAUGUUUAUUUAGAUAGACUAGAAAAUCGUAAGAAAACUGGGAAAAUUCAUAAAAUGGAGAGCGAAAAGCUCUACCAGUGUCGACUGUGCAUGAAACGCACCGCCAAAAAAAUGGAUGUGUUCAAACAGGACUUUCCCAAGAUGAUUUAUUUACUCAGUGGAAUUCAAGCUGACUAUAAUGACGGUCUUCCCAGAGAAUCCUGCCUGGAUUGUGCCAAAGAUGUAAAGUUUUGUAUGUCAAUCCGCAAACAAAUCAUCCAAUCAUAUAAGACACUAAAGCUCCUACUUGCCGGCCAAGAAACCAAAAUGGAACCUCAACAAACCACUAUAGAGAAAACCGAACAUUUAGUGCCUAGAAAAAGGCGCUCAAUGACACCCGAUAGUACCACUGAUGAUGAUGUACUUUAUGAACAAUAUGGCAGUUCUGACAAUGAUGAGUCUGAACGACACCCGGAUUCGAAAGCUGAGAGUGUUGUUGAAGAAGAAAUCACUCUGAUCACCGAACCUUAUUGUAUGAAUGGAAAUGCGGAAGAAGUGACAUCUGAAAAUGAAACUAAACAGGAGAAUGUUGAGGAGGAGGUUGAGGCUAAAUGUGAAGGUAUCGAGGAAGGUCCAAGGACCAGAUCGGCGAAAAAUCUUUUGAGGAAGAGAAAUAUGCUGGCUGCAAGCAAUAGGAUAUUACAGCAAGGAGAUCCAAGAUACUCGAGAGUCUUAUUCGUACGAAAAUCCCGUCGUGAAAAAACACCGACGACGACCGACCCGCCGAUCCCAAAACGUAAUAAACACGACGAGGACCAGUCGAAAAUCAUUUGGCGUAACGGUAAAAAGCACGUCGCAUGCGAAAUAUGCAAGAAAGAAGUGAAAAAACACUAUUUAAAAAACCACAUGGCCAUCCAUUUUCCCGAACAUUUCAGUUGCGAUAUUUGCGGCGUGACAACGAGAAACCUGAGGGGAUUGAGUUAUCACAAACUUUACUGGCACUCGUCGAAGUUGGACUAUAUUUGUGACAAGUGUGGGAAGAAGUAUCGCUCGAAACACGCCCUGGAGUUGCACAAUAAGAAGGAACAUGGCGGAGUUCGGGAUUUGGAGUGUAACAUUUGUGGCAAGAAGUUCUUUCAGAAGAUGCAUCUAAAAAGGCACGUGGACGGAAUCCACGCGAAACUCCGUCCGCACAAGUGCGAAUACUGCGGCAAAGAUUUUACGAAACGCACCCAUUUGGUGACGCAUUGGAGGACGCACACCAACGAGACGCCGUUCGCUUGCGACAUGUGCGGCGAACGUUUCAAACUGAAAUUAUCCCUGAAAAAUCACCUGAGACGGGCGCAUAAUUACGUCGAGAAGGAAAAAGUGUUUUGUCCGAUUUGUAAUCGGGGAUUCGCCUCGGAAAUCGGUCUGAGGGCUCAUAUCAAUUCGAGGGUGCACGAGGGCGAGAAGUGUCAGUAUUGUAGCGAGUCUUUCACCCCCGAGUACUUGAAGAAACAUUUGAGGGAGGUGCAUUUCCACGAGGAGGAGGGUAUUGAUGGAGAGUUUCAAUGAGUUGACUGAAUUGAACGUGUUUUUUUUUGUAAUUUCAAAUGUAUAUUUUGUAUGAUUUAUUGUUGUAGAUACGAUAGUUGUAAAUAAAAUUCUUUGUACACUGAAACAA